Molecule: messenger RNA, 2907 nt
Organism: Penaeus vannamei (Pacific white shrimp)
Lineage: Eukaryota; Metazoa; Arthropoda; Malacostraca; Decapoda; Penaeidae
Source: RefSeq, a predicted model, not a curated record
AUGAGGUAUGAGUAUGGAAGAACGAUAGCCAAUCAGGUCGCGGGCGGCGUGGGGGCGCUGGUGAACGUGGACCGCGUGGCGGCGCAGCUGGCGCGGCAGGGCAUCCGGGCGGAGGUGCGCGCCGUGGCCGACUCGGGCUGGUUCCUCGACAACAGCCCUUUCGCGCCCCUCAAGUGCGUCGACGCCCACUCCUGCCCGCCCGUCGAGGCCAUCCGCCGCGCCAGGAGCUGUGGCGCGGCGCAUCCCGACGCGUGCGCGGAGCAGUACCCGCGCCACCCGUGGUACUGCUACUUCGGGUACCGCCUCUACGAGACCAUGAAGGCCCCCUUGUUCAUCUUCCAAUGGGUGUUCGAUGAGGCGCAGAUGACAGCCGAUAACGUUGGAAAACCGAUAUCGAAGGAACAGUGGGAUUACAUACACAGCAUCGGCGAGAGACUGAGGAAAACGUUCGAGAAUGUGACAGCCCUGUUCGCGCCCUCCUGCAUCUCCCACACCGUCCUCACCAAGCGCGACUGGUCCAGCGUCAAGAUCGGAGAGGUGUCGCUCCCCCAGGCCCUCUACUGCUGGGACAUCACUCCUGCCGCCGCCCUCCACGCCAAGUCCUCCUCGGGGCGUCCCCACGUCAGAGUCCAGCUGGAGGAGCACCACCACGACCCGACGCACCACUUCGGCCACGACCGCCACGACCGCCACCACGACCCUCCGCCCGGCGAGAGGGAGAGGGACGGCAGGAGGAAGAGCAUCCGCAGGAGGAACAACAGCGAGCGGGACAGGGAGGACGGCAGGAGGCGCAGGGGGAGGGGGAAGAAGUCCCGGAGGAAAACCCAGGAGGAGAGCGGCCAAGACGAGGACGACCUGCCGAACGCGAGAGCCGGCGAGGACAGGGACGGCGGCGGCUCGAGCAAGAAGUCCCACAGGAAGACGGGCCGCAGACAGUCCCAGGGGGCGGGGCGGCCGGACGUCCUCAACAGGGAGAUGCUGGCGGACUCCCCCAGGGACAGUCCCAAGGGCCCGGACCAGCACGCAGCGCCGCCUUACCUGGUGGAGUCCAACGCCAUCGACACGACGCAGGAAAGCACGAAACUCAAGCAGCAGCAAGAAGAGGCCGAGAAGAGGGAAGACGGCAAGAAGGAACUCACCAGGAAGGAAAGGAGGAGGAGGAGACGGAAGAAGAAAAACCGAAACAAGGGCAAGAAGAAGAGAAAAAGGAAUAAAAAGAGGGGGAAGAAGAGGCGCAGGAGACAGAGAAAUAAGGACAAAUCAGGGAAGAAGAAGAGAAAGCCCAAAGUUUCAUCUGAAGCAGAGACGGUGCUAGGAGACGCGGUUAGACAUGCUCGUUCCAUUGCUCUCCUCCAUUCCAAACAAACCUCACUCCACCACUCUCCACCUUCCUCCACCACAGAAUCUCCAACACCAUCCUCCCACCACCACACGAUGUCACCGCUCUCCCUAACGAUAGACAAUCCGUCUUCAUCUUCCUCUUCUUCAUCACCAUCAUCCUCACCCUCUUCAUCCUCGUCGUCCACCACCUCCUCUGACUCACCGCCAUCCCCCGCGACUCACACAGCUCCGAGUCGCGAGUCGGGAGAGGACUUGCACGAGGGGGUGUGUCCCGCUGACACGUUGCACUUGACCGACCGCUGCGCCUGGCCCCAGUGCAACUACGCGUGCCCGAUCCUCCUCAACCCGUUCACAGGCGAAGAAAUGAACUUCAUUGAACUUCUCAAGAGCUUCGGCCUGGACAUGGCCAGUGUCGCUAACGCUCUGGGAAUCGACAUCCACACUUUGAACUCGAUGGCCAAUGAUGAACUUCUGCACAUUCUGACACAGUGAUUUCUUUCUUAAAGGGAGAGAGACGUACACAUACCACUUUGUACCUUCGUUGUGUGUGUAUUUAUUAUCAUAUAGUGAACUGAUUGAGGAAGACAUACACAUGGUCCAUGCGAGUGUGUGUGUGUGUGUACUUUCCCUCCUUAUAACGGACAGGUUGAUGUUUUGAGAAGAUCGUAAGUAAUGUGCUGGAUCGUCUUCUAUAAGUAACGUACAACGGAGUUAUACUAGUCCUGUAGAAAAAGAGAGAAAUGAUGAUGAAUAAGACGGCAAAGAGAGAAAAAGAGAGAAAUGAUGAUGAAUUAGAUGGCAAAGAGAGAAAAAGAGAAAUGGUGAUGAAUAAGACGACAAAGAGAGAAAAAGAGAGAGGAAAUGGGAAGAAGAAACGUCCUUCAAAAGAUGUAUUUUUUAAUCUCAUUGGUUGACAUUGUCCUCUCCUGCUGUAGUUGGAAAUAUUUAAGGGUUUACAAGCAUGAAAAGGGUAUAUUUUGUAUGCCUAAUUGUCGUAAAAAACACUUGAAGAGAAUGUAGCCAUGGUAGAGAAAGCAGCUUGUGAAAGUUUACUCGUGACUGAAGCAUUUUUUCUGUUCCAAAGUGUGUUGAAUUAAGUAUUACGUGUAGUUUACGAUGCAUUUAGAUGAGAGUUAUUUUUAGGCCUAAUCCACUGGUGCAUUUUAUAUAAAGAUCAUACAAUUCUGUUUUGUCCCCUUGUGCCAAGGACAGUUAUUACAUAAGUGUUUUUCUUCUUCUAAGUUAACGAAUGAGCUUUAUAUUUAUAUAUAUAUAACUGUAGAGAUUUUCUUUUUUUUUAAGUUGUGAUAUGCCUAACGCUUUUGCACAUCGUACAUUCACCAUCACUCACACCCGAUAGCAUAGCUUGUACAUACCCAUCGAGACACAGACUGGAAUGUGUAUGGACGAAAGGGUUAAGGCAUAUCAUCAGACAACCAUAGCGAAGUACAAGUAGUGUGAUGGAGCUUCUGUUCUUCACGAAUUUCAUUUAAAAAUCAAAACUUCGACAACAGGGAACAAGGGAGGGGGAAUAGGAGGGAGGAGGAUGUGGGAAUAAGGAAACAA